This is a messenger RNA of Mesorhabditis spiculigera, 1770 nucleotides long. Lineage: Eukaryota; Metazoa; Nematoda; Chromadorea; Rhabditida; Rhabditidae. The record is from the annotation of a GenBank genome assembly.
AUGAAGGACCACAGCGGCUGCUCGGUUCUGACCCAUCUAAUUAGCCACUGUGAAAUGCCGUGCCAGAAUGAUGAGAUCACGAACUUGGCCCUGAACAUCAUGCAAGUAUUGGCAUGUGUGCCUCCGAUGUUGGAGACUAAGGACGGCAGCACCCUGCUCACCUCAUCCGCCUUUGUCCGCCCGUACUCUUCCGUGUGGCGCCUUGGGGAAACGCAGGAGCACAUGUACGACCUCGCCGAGGAAAUCCACCUGGAAUACGGUCGACGCGGUUCUGAUAAAAUCCUUGGGACAAGCUCCGCGUACGAGACGAAUGAGGGAAUCGCGACGAUUUACGACACAGAGAGUGGAACGCCGAUCGUCAAGAUGUGGAAGCAGGGCGAACCGCAGCGCUACCGCCGGAAUCUUGCCCACUUCGCUCCGGAUGAUCGCAUGGUUUUGCAUGAUGGACAACUCUGGGAUCCACGCUGCGCUACAGAGCCCCUGCACACCUUCGACCUGUUCGGCUACGUGGCCUCCGGCGAUUUCCAUCCCCACGGCAAUGAGGUCAUCAUCAACGCACAAGUGUGGGACCUUCGUACCUACAAACUACUGCGCUCCAUCCCCGCCCUCGACCAGUGCAAGCUUACUUUCUCUUCAACCGGCAACAUCUUCUACGCGAUCAAGCGGGAAGAGGAUCGCGAGGAUAGCUCGUUUCGCGACACAUACACCAGCAAAUUUUGGUCCUACGACUCCAUCUUAUACGAGCAAAUUGCUGAGGUGGAUGUGCGAAAGCCGUUGCUCGGAUUCUGUCUCGACCACACUGAUCAAAGGGUUGCGGUUGUGGAGCGGACGUCGCGUGAUGAGGAGGGGUAUAGAAGCCUCGAAUCUUCAGCCGUCAAAUUUUACGAGAUCGGCAAACUGCGGAUCCCAGAAGAAGAUGGCGAGGAAGAGGUUGAUCCGGAAGCUGUUGGAAGUGAAUACUCGUCGUCUGCUGAGGAAUCAUCUGACUUUGACGAUGAGGACGAAGAGGAAGAUGAAGACGAGGACGAGGAUGACGCAAACGAUGAUGCUGACGGCAGUGAAAGCGGAUCGGGGGAAGGUGGCAGUCUCUCUAGUGGCUGGGAACUCGACGAAAACGCAGAUGCCCCCAUGAAUUCUGAAGCUGGAAGCGGAACUUCCGAUGACAGUGACGAGGACGAGGACGAUGAUGUUGACGAUGAUAUGGAAGAUGGCCAGGAUUUCUUCGACCUAGAUGAUUCCGACGAGGAAUAUGAGGAAGAGCCGGAUUCGCGGGGGCAAGGCAGUUCGAGCAUCGUCCUCAACCCACACCUUCGCCGAGCCCGCCGCCGAGACGCUAGCGAACGCGACGAUGAGAAGAUCUGGUUCCGAAAUUUCCAAAUCGUCGAUGAAACCUUGCAAUUGCAAGAGAUCGGGCCUCGAUUUGUGCUCGAAUUGAUCCGGAUCUUCAACGGAUCCUUCGAAGGGGCUGUUCUAUACGAUAAUCCAAACUAUGAGGCUCCGAACGAUAAGCGACGCAUGCUGAAGAUUGUCAACCAAAACAAAUAUGUCAACAAGAAACUACACGAAAAGGUUCAAGUUGAGAAGGACAUCUCGACGAAGGCCGUGCUCAAGGAGAAAGUGGAAGAUCCUGCUGGCGAGAUUUUCAACGCGGUUCCUUCCGACGAAGCCGCAAAGUUGGUGGCCGCCAAGAUGGACAAGAAUUUGAAGAAGAGGAAGGCGACCAGCAACGGCAAGCAAAAACUGAAAAAGAAGAAGGCCGUCCCGGAAUGC